Messenger RNA from Pistacia vera, 1957 nucleotides. Its product is annotated as U11/U12 small nuclear ribonucleoprotein 65 kDa protein. The record is from RefSeq and is a predicted model, not a curated record. Gene Ontology annotation, cellular component: U12-type spliceosomal complex. The transcript has 12 exons. Gene Ontology annotation, molecular function: U12 snRNA binding; protein binding; pre-mRNA intronic binding. Lineage: Eukaryota; Viridiplantae; Streptophyta; Magnoliopsida; Sapindales; Anacardiaceae. The coding region runs from base 77 to 1393 and encodes 438 amino acids. Gene Ontology annotation, biological process: mRNA splicing, via spliceosome.
UGCAUAAUUAAAGGGUAUUUUGCAUUUGGUGGUGUCCAUGUCUACUCUUCCUUCUGGGUUUUAAAACGCACAAGAAAUGAAUCCGGGAGCUUUUGGAACGGAAGAAUUGGUGACCCUUUUGGUUAAGCACCUUCCUGAAGCAAUUACUCACGACACUCUCACUCGACUCUUCUCUCACUAUGGUGCUUCCUCUGUUCGUCCUUGCUCAACUGGAAGAUUGAGAAACUGUGCAUUUGUGGACUUCAAAAGUCAAACAUUGGCUUCUCAAGCCCAUCGCCAGUUAAACGGGCUGAGGUUUCUUGGUAAAGUCUUAACAGUUGAAAGAGCUAGUAAGCUGAAUGAGGAUAAGAAGCCCAAAGAUACUGAAGUUAAACCCACAUCUUUGAUGAAGGAUGCUAGUGACCAUAAUGAUGGUCUAAAAUCAGGAGGUCUACCUGCUAGUGAACCAAUUGCUCCAAGACUUGGCGUAGACUAUCCAUUUCCUCCUUUCCUUGAGUAUGCGUAUCCUCCCCCAGAUGGAAAUAUCCUGACCAAUAUUGUAAAUGCCCUUAUUGCUGUUCCUCGCUUUUAUACUCAGGUGUUGCACUUGAUGAACAAAAUGAACAUUCCAGCUCCAUUUCGUAUGGCUCUGCCCACACCUCCUCUGCCACCUUCAGUACCUGCACCACCAGCACCACAACCACCGCCUCCACCUGUAGCAGAUCUGUCAAGCAGUGAGUCAGAACUGGAGUCCUCAGAUGAGGAAAAAGGUAAUUUGUUGGGAGAUGUUAAAACAGCAAAAUCCGGGCGAAAGCGUGCCAGGCGAGAACCUAUUGUUGGCCCUGCAAUUGAUAAGGAUGUGGCUCAUGAGGCUGUUGGAUUGAAACCUUCCUCCUUAAUCCCAAAAGAAAUCCCAAUGAUAAAAAAGAAGAACCCUGUAUUACAGAUUAAAAUUGCCCCCAAAGUAAUUCAUAAUGAACAUAAAGACGAUAGCGUGACUAAGGAAUUGGAGGAGCACAAUGAAGAGGAUUCUGAUGGUAAACCUUUUGCAACCCCAGAAGAACUAGAGAAGGGGAAGUUGCCUCCAGAGGAACUUUUGUCACUUCCAAUGUUUAAGAACUACACCUCUGGGAAUCCUGCAUCUGUGUUGUACAUAAAGAACUUGGCAAAAGAUGUUGUUCCUGAUGAUUUUUACUUCAUAUUUGGAUCAUUUUUUGGAACCAUUGAUGCAGCUAAAUCUGGUCUUAGCAUAAAGCUAAUGCAGGAGGGAAGAAUGAGGGGCCAAGCCUUUGUGACAUUUCCAUCAGUUGAACUUGCCCAUCGUGCUUUGAAUUUAGUGAAUGGAUAUGUUUUCAAAGGCAAACCAAUAAUCAUCCAGUUUGGGCGGAAUCCUGCUGCUUCAAAAGCAAACUGAAUAUAUCUGCUUGAAUAGGAGGAAGCUCUUUGUACUGCGCUGUCAUGUGUAGGUAAUUGCAUUAUAUAAAAAUGGCAAAUACUUCUACAGAGGCAGAUGCAUAGGAGAGGACACGGAUACGUACGCCGCUGCUCUAAACAAGACAUUCCUACUGCUGCAGAAGUGUUAAGGUUGCUGUUGCUCUGAUCAUGUACAUCCAUGAUCUUCCAUGGGUACGAGCAUGUUCAUUAAUCAAUGAAUGGAAAGGUGCAGAGUUUAUUACACUCCCCUGCUUAAGCUCGGUUUGAUCUCUUGGUAAAAGCAAGCCAUUUGUUGAUGUUCUUAUGAUCAGUAUUUCUACAACGGUUUCAACUUUCAAAACACUGCAGAUUGCAGAAGACUCGGGACUCUCUACUGCAUCGUAGCAUUCACAAGGAUAUUGGGAAAAACCCUUGUACCAUUUUUUCUCCAUUGUGAGAAACUCCAAUGUCUUGUAGUGUAAACAAAAAGAACUCAAUGUCAGAAUCGUAUCAUUGAAACCCAGUAAGUUAAUUCAAUUAAAUUUACCUUCCUAUUUCUGGGCUA